Messenger RNA from Ceraceosorus guamensis, 1165 nucleotides. RefSeq lists its product as hypothetical. The annotation marks the transcript as partial. The transcript has a single exon. Lineage: Eukaryota; Fungi; Basidiomycota; Exobasidiomycetes; Ceraceosorales; Ceraceosoraceae. The record is from RefSeq and is a predicted model, not a curated record.
AUUGCGACUUGGAUCGCGCGCCCGUUGGGAAGCGGAGUCGUGAGUCGAGCGAAAGGCCAAGCACCAAGCAAGCCAGAGGACUCGCACUCGUUGCACUCAAACUCUUGACUCAGUCAUAGUCGCAGUGACUUGAUCACGCGCGACUCGUUACCCAAGUCGGCUCCAUCUCCCACUCACACUCUGAUCCCAUUCUGGCGGCACAACAAAGCUCAAGAGACAGCGGGGCGAUGUUCAAUGUAGCCAGGUUCGAUGCUGCUGGCGCAGGGGCGGGGCAGAAUGGAGGGAUGGGCAGCGCCUCUGCCUCUGCCUCUGUCUCUGCAUCUGCCUCUGCCUCUCGACCUGCCAUGCCGGAUCCUCGUCAAUCCAAGUUGGCUCAGCUCAACGCUCGCUUAGCUCAACGCAAGGCGCUAGCGGGCAUCUCCGAAGUGUCUGGCGAUGGACAGAAUGCCAGUCUAGUCGCUCCGACUGCUUCCGCUGCCGCUGCCGCUGCAACCGCAACCGCAACCGCAACCGCAACCGCAACCGCACCCGCACUUGAAGUUGCGCCGCCGCCGCCCCGCGCAGCACCCAACAUUCAUCCUUCACGCUUGGCUCUCUCCUCUACGCUCAGGGCUACGGAUCGCAAACAGCGCUCGUCGCUUAGCGGCGCGGCGAAGGAAAAGACCAGAGCAAAGGAGCGAUACUUGCGCGCCAAAAAGGAGCGAAGGAAGCAGAGAAGAGGCGCGGGCGCGGGCACGGGCACAGGAGCGAACAGUGGUGCGGUGGCGGACAAGCGCAUUGGCAAGCGCAGCGCGGAGAUGGACUUGGAGACGCACAUUGCGCAGACGGUGUCCGAGGAGACGGAAGAGGCAAAGAUCAGAAGACUACGCAAAGAGGAAAAGAGGCGAAUCAGGCAGAACAGACCUGCAAAGCGCGCAAAGAAGGAACAAGGCGGUGCUGCCGCUCGGCCGUCGAAUCAGGUCCGUGUCAGCUCAUUGGAAGCCUCUACUGUACCUGUCCAUGCCCAUGCCCAUGCCCAUGCCCACGCUCCUGCGCUCGCGGCUUCGCAGAGCAAGGUGCUGGAACAAAACCCAAAAGUGGGCGCGCUAGAAGGCCUUGCGAGCACGGCCACUGUCGCUUCCAAGCAUUCCUCCUCCUCCUCCUCCUCCUCCUCCUCCUCCUCCUC